AUUGAUGACGCCAUACACAUACGAUAUGUUGAAGAACUAGAUGAUUAUUGGAAAUUUCUUAAGAAUCUGAAGUUAGAAACAUAUUGAGGAGCUACCCUGGUGUUAGCAGUUGCCUGCUUGGUUCGUUGUAAACAUUUCCUGACAAACCGUUUGGACACAAUGGAUACUGUCUUUAUCUUAACGUUUUUAUUGCCAGUCAUUUUAGCAACAACAGGUUUUAACCCUACACAACAUCAUGAUUAUGAAGCUAUGGAAGCGGUCAUGAAUAAUGUUCACGAAAAAUGCAACAAGAUAACACACUUGUAUGAACUACCAACUGGAACAUUUGAGGAUAUUCCUUCAACGACUGUUAACGGAAGAAAACUAAAGGUCCUGGUGUUUGGAAAACAUCCAACAGAACAUACUAAUGGCAUUCCGGAGUUCAAAUACAUUGGCAACAUGCAUGGUAAUGAGGUGACUGGCAAGGAGCUGUUGUUGCGACUUAUGACAUACAUGUGCGAUGUCUACCUGGGAGAGACGACAGAAAUAGAGGGCAACUUUGAUAUGAAACACAUCAAAGAUCUCAUUGACAACACCCGGAUACACAUCCUCCCCUCUAUGAACCCUGACGGAUGGCAGAUUGCAUCAGAAAGCGUAGACAACUAUCAAAAUGGUGUCCUGGGCUCUGACAAGUGGACUGUUGGGCGUGCGAAUGCCAAUGGCAAGGACCUUAAUCGAAACUUUCCUGACCUGGAUAACCUUUACUACAACCUUGAGGCCAAGCCAGGUCAUAGGAACAACCACCUCGACAGAGUGAGGCAGGUCCUCAAAAACCUCUCCAGUGAGCUGGAGCCAGAAACUAAGAUGAUCAUGAGUUGGCUUCACUCCAUACCGUUCGUGGCCUCGGCCAACAUGCACAAUGGGGACCUUGUCGCCAACUACCCAUUUGACAAGACAAGGGACGGCAGCUCUCACAGUCCCGCAAAAUGCCCAGAUAAUAGCACGUUUUUUGAGAUGGCGGAGGCCUACUCCCUACAGCAUGCCGACAUGGCCAAGCCUCACAAGCCCUGUGACACAAAUGACUUCAGCAAGACUGAGGGAACAACUAAUGGAGCUGCAUGGUACUCUGUUCCAGGAGGUAUGCAGGACUACAACUACCUGAGCACAAACUGUUUUGAGAUCACACUGGAGUUGGGAUGUGACAAAUUUCCACCAGCGUCAGAACUGCCCAAGAUCUGGGAGCAAAAUAUCAACUCCCUUUUCAGCUUCAUGUAUCAGGCCCACAUUGGCAUCAAGGGCGAGAUUCAGCUGCCGGAGGGUAUCCGUCCUGGCUCGGCCAUUGCCGCAAUCCGAGUCCAGAAAGUCGGAGAACCAAAACCCAUUGACCACGACAUUCUCUCAACUGAAAGUGGAGACUAUUACCGACUUCUUGAGAAUGGGUUGUACAAUGUGAAUGCUACCAUCCACUUCAUGGACAGGAAUGAUAACGAGCAGAAGAUUGUCAGGUCCAAGUGUGUGCAAGUUGAUAACCAGCUGUAUUCUAAGUCUGCUCAGGUUGUGAACUUUGACUUCACUCAGCUUGAUGAGCCAUAUAUUGAUGAAUCCUGUAAAAAUGAGUACCAGGAUAGUUACGAUGAAGACCAGCUAAGGCAGUACUAUGAUCUAAUGUGGUUCCUGCGAAACUACGCCGCCCCCCGCAACACGUAUGACUCCAAAUACAAUGUGUACUAAAACCGCCGGAUCAACUCUCUUCCUUUGAAAACUAAACAAAGUAAAACAAGUACUUUCAUUAAAAAAGAUCCUUGAUGUAACUUAAAUGACACAUUUGAAACAUUAAGAUUUGGUUUAAAGGGACUUACUUACAUUAAUUACGGUCAGACAUAAAACAUGAUAGGUCUGAAAAGUGUGAAAGGUCUCAUCUUGUUAUGAUAAAACUUAUAGGUCUGUUGUAAUAAUUAUUUAAAAUAUGAAAUAGAAAAUGCUUUAUUUUGCCAAAGGUUUUGAAACACUUUUGAAAUUUAAAUUAUUUUAAGCUUGGACAUUGUUAUUAGUGACUAAUUCUUUUCUUAGUAGUGCAAUCUUUAGUUUUUGCGCUGGAAUACAUUUAUAUAACUUAGGUUUAUUUCUCUACGUUCUCUAUUAAGUAUUUUUCCUGGUCGUUUUCAGAUAUUCAAAGUUGUACUCAAUCAUCAUAAUAUUAAUUAUUUAUUCAAAGGAAAUAUUUUGUUUUGUUUUGUUUUUGGGUCCAUGUACUUAAAUAGUGUCAUACAUGUAUUAAGAAUCUCAAAGAAAUAUUCUUAUUUUGUUAUUUCUUGACAUCUUACUUCACUACAUUUGUAUCUGCAAUAUUUUUACAAUGUUACAGUUUGAAAUCCAAAAAUCAAUAAAAUCCAAUCAUAUGAUUUUUCGUUAAUCAUUCCAAUUAUAUGCAUUCCAUCAGUAAAAUUGGGUAACAUUUACAAAUGUUCCAUUAACAGUUCUGUUUUAUAUGCAGAUUUAUUGCAGUAUUGUUCAGAUAUAUAUGGGACCAGAUUCAGGCGUUUACUUAUCCUUUUGUGCAAUAUUUUUUAUAUAUAUAUCUAGAUUAACAGUUGUUCAAAUUUUGUACAGGAACAUGACAUGCAUAAUAGAUUGUUUUAAAAAGUCCAGCAUGAUAAAAUGAUUGACUGUCCAUCUAGAUAUAUUGUUAUUUUUGUUAAUUGUUGAUCAGAAAUUUAUAUAUUUAUUAGUUAUUGUUGAUGAAAGGUUGUGAAUGGAAGUUUACAUAAGAGAUCAUACUUAAACAUAGUUUGUAAUGUCUUUUUGAUCAUGUUUAUUAUUCAUAUACUACAAAGAUGGUCAUUAUUAACAGUGAACAUAUUACUUUACUUGAAAUAGAUAUAUUGGCACAAAAUGUAAUUGAAAUGGGUUUACCGGGCCCCAUUUUCUCCCACAAUCUUAAGCCCUUUAUAACAGGAUCAAUCACAGCACAUUAUUUUUGAUUGGUAUGAAUUGUGGAAUAUUCUCUUUGUUAAGGCUUUUGGGGCCUUUAAAGAAAAAAAAUCUGAAAAAAAUAAGAUAAACUACUUUUUGUCUUACAAAAUCAUAUUUAACUUAGUAAUUUUGCAUAAUGAAAUAAGAUACUUUAAUAAGUCUUAAGUGAGUUCUGCUUAAGAUUUUUUGAGAAAUUGGGGCCAAAUUGUUUGCAAUUACGACCAUAAUUCAGAUUUGAACACUAGGGUGUUAAUUUAAUUAUAUUCUUUGAAUGUACUUUCUGGUAUAGCAUCUUUCAGAAAGGAUUGACCUAAAAAAUACAUUUAGUACAGUUCUCAAUAUGCCAGUAUGAUUGUAUGUCAUGUAAAUUUUCUUGUAGGCUUAUAUCAAAACUUUGUUAGGAUCACAAACGAGCUACCCACCGAUAUGCAACAAAGACUCAGGCUUCUGACAGUAGUUCACUCUGCUGUACAAUUAAAAAAAUCUAUGAUAUCUGUAAGAAUACCUUUAAGUGGUGUAUGAAAAUUCUUUUUGAAAAAAAAUGUGAUUUUGUUCUUCUGUAAAAUGCCUAAUUUUUAACAUUUGUUCCUGUUUAAUUCACUAAGCUUUUUGACAGACUAAGUAUAUAAAUUGACCAAAACUGAAAAAGAAUGUCGCCAUGUCUAUUAUUGCUUUAUCUGUUUCAUCGUUGGAUGCCUGUUGUAAAUAUGUUUAUAAAAAAAAAGUGAAGAAAAAAAAUGUUUUAAACCAAUUACAUACCUCAGCAUUGGUUUUGUUACAUGUAUAAAACAUUGUCAAUAUUUUAAUCAGCUAACCAUACUUCAUAAGAAAUCAGAUUAAAGAUGUAUACGGUAAAUCCAUCAUGCUAUAUUUUUUUAAUGAAAUACUGCCGUUUAAUCAGUUUCGUUUCUACAUACAUCUAACUACAGAAAUCCAAUUUAAUAUUGUUUAAGUUUUCUUUAUAUUGAACUGAUUAUUAACUGAAAAUGAAUCAAUCUGAGGUACAUACUUAUAGUUAUGUAUUAAUGUUGUAUUGUAGAUUGUUUGUUGAAAUCAUCACAUACCUCUUCCCCAUUAAACUUGAACAUUUCCCUUCCCUUUCAGCCUGUGCCAACAUCAUUCAUGGCUAUUUAAACCUUCAAAUACAGUUUUACAGGCCAUAGAAAAAUGUUUGUUUUUUGGAAACCCUUCAUGCAACAUAUUUAUUUUUUGACAAAUUAUGGAAACAUUGGAAAAAAGGCCAAAAACUUGAAUGUGACUUGAGUACUAUCUGUCUGAUUUUUGUUUUCAUUUUUCUUAAUAUGUUAGAAAAUAAAUAAAACAAAAAUCUCAACCUCAACUAAAAGUUUCAUUUCAUUUAAUAUUUUUCAUCCCUCUGAUAGACAUAACCUCAAAAUCUAACCCUCUUGGUCUGGUAUUUGAAGGUAAACUUAAUAUUACCUCGAUAUUUGUUCAUCCUCAUAAACAGGACGUGUGUUACUUGAUUUACAGUACAAAUAUUCUCCCGUAUUCUUUUUGAAAUGCUAUAGCAGUGACAUAAUAGGUUGUGUUUUUUUUGAAAAGUUUAGAAAUCUAUCAUCUUCUAUGUUUGAAUGUUGAGGCUAUUCAACAAAAAAAAAAUGAUCAUGCCCUCAGAAUAGCUUUUUAGGAACUGUUGUGUUUUAAGUUCAAGAUAACUCAUAUUGUUUCAUACAUCAUGAAAAAAAGGACAGGAACCUUCUUAUAAAGUUUCAGUGACAUUAAUGUUCUUAUUUGUUCAAAAUUUAAGUGCAAUAUAAUUAUUUUAAAACAGCAUAAUAAUUACGCAAUUUAUUUUCCUUUGCAAGUUGCAAAUUUUUAUUUAAACUUUUACCAUCAAAAUAUGGAAAUCACGAAAAUGUUACGAUCAGUUUGUGAAUAAAGACCUGUGGAAGUACA
Mya arenaria is the source of this 4869-nucleotide messenger RNA. RefSeq names its product carboxypeptidase E-like. Gene Ontology annotation, biological process: proteolysis. Bases 160 to 1710 code for a protein of 516 amino acids. The record is from RefSeq and is a predicted model, not a curated record. NCBI's taxonomy places the organism in Eukaryota, Metazoa, Mollusca, Bivalvia, Myida, Myidae. Gene Ontology annotation, molecular function: zinc ion binding; metallocarboxypeptidase activity. The transcript is spliced from 9 exons.